AUGGCAGACAUCAGUAUGACAGUGGUUCUUGGUGAUGGUGCAACCACCUUACUCUGGACCGAUACCUGGGCGCCUGUUGGACCUUUCUGCAGGUUUGCUCCAGACCUUUUCGCAGCAGUUAGUCGAACCGGCAAGAAAAGAUCUGUGAAGGAGGGACUUAUGUCCAACCGCUGGACAAGGGAUGUUCAGGGUGCACUGACCGUGCAGGUCCUAUGUCAGUUCCUGCGGAUUUGGAACAUUCUGAGGGAGGUGGUGCUCAUUGAUUCACAGGCUGAUAGGUUCGUCUGGAGAUGGUCUCCAGACGGGAGAUAUACAGCCUCAUCGACAUACCGUGCUUUUUUCAAUGGCUCCACGUCGCUGCCUGGGGCAAAGGAGCUGUGGUGCACUAAGGCCCCGCCAAAGGUUAAAUUCUUCUUCUGGACAGCUCUACAUCGAAGACUAUGGACCGCAGAGCGUCGCAAGAGACAUGGCCUCCAGGACAAUGAUGAUUGUGCUCUAUGUGGCCAGGCAUCGGAAUCCGUCGAACACCUACUGCUGGGAUGUGUUUUCACAAGGGAGGUUUGGACCAUUUUGCUGAAUCCAGUUGGUCUUGCUGCUCUCGUGCCUUCAGGUGAUGAACCUCUGCCAGAGUGGUGGUUGGCGCAGCGUGCCAAGGUUGAUCUUCGCUGCAGACCGACGUUUGACUGCUUCAUGUUGCUGCUUUGUUGGGGAAUUUGGAAGGAAAGGAACAAACGUACUUUCAAUGCCCAAAACUCAACGGUGAUCAUGGUGACCCAAGAAAUUGCAGCUGAAGCGGAGGACUGGGUUCAAGCGGGUUUCUCUUGUAUCUCUCUCCUAACCCCCUUCUGGUCGCGUGAGUUGGUUACCGAGUAA
Messenger RNA from Sorghum bicolor (sorghum), 873 nucleotides. RefSeq lists its product as uncharacterized. Bases 1 to 873 code for a protein of 290 amino acids. The transcript has a single exon. The record is from RefSeq and is a predicted model, not a curated record. Lineage: Eukaryota; Viridiplantae; Streptophyta; Magnoliopsida; Poales; Poaceae.